UGGAAAUUGCUUGUUAAUUAUCUUAAAGCUAUUUACAAGUAGUCAAUCUAUGACCAUAACUGGAACCUCAGUCAUUCAAAUGAUUAUUAAGUGAAACAUCACAAGGCCACUUUGCUGAACAUUUAAUGCCCCACAGCGCUCCCGGGAGCCGGACAGAGAACGAGUCCCGCUCGGUGGGAUUCCCGGGCGCAGAAGGGUCUCCGGGCCUCGCGCAAAGGCCCUUGGGGCGGGCUGCGGGUCAGGAGCCGGACUAGAGGACCUCGAGGGGACCCCACUCCCCGCGUCGCUCGGCAACCGCAAAAUGGCGCCCGGCUCCGAGCGGCCCCCGCGCAGCGCGCCCCCUUCGGGCCGGGCGCCUCUUGGCUGCUGGGCGGCGCGUGCACGCGGGGGGGAGCGCGCGCGCGGGAGAACCGGCCGGUCGAGCGUGGCUGUGCCGGGAGCCCCGAAGGGUCCUUUCCGUCCUUCUGCUCUAGUGCAGCCGGAGUCCGGGCGGGGGGCGGCGGAAGUGGCCAGUCCGGCGCUUCGGAAGGUCCCCCGAAGGCCUAGCUGGAAAAUCCCCCCCGCGCGGAGUCUUUUAGGCCAGGGCCUGGGGUUCCCUUGUCUGCGGGGCCCCCGGGCGGCCUCGGCCGUUGCCGCCCGAGAUCGUGCGGGCCCUUCGUUGCCGGCUUUUUGCUGCUGCGGGUUUAGUUGCGCCCGGCCUUCCCCGGCCAGACCCGGCCCGGAAAGGAGGAGGAGGAGGAUCCGCAGCCUGCACAGAGGGGCUCUUUCAGAAGGCCACGGGCGGGCCCUGAAUCAGCAACUGGCAACGUGCAACUUUGGGCGACUUAGCUAGAAUUAAAACAGAAAAUAGCAAAAUAAACCGGCAGGAAACAGUACAACUUCAUCUGGAGGGGCUCCUCCCAUGGCCUGCAUGAGUGCCCAGAAGGAGCUCCCAGUUUUCAGAGCUGCACAAAAGGCAAAAGGCAGGGCGGCUUUCUUUGAAGGGAUCUCUAAAUGAAAUCCCUGGCAUGAAUAACUGGGGAGUUUUACUAGGAGAGUGUCUUUGAAGUGCACAAAUCAGCCUUAGUCAUCAAAGAAAUGGCAAACUCUCAUGCCUGAGGCAGAGUCUAUGCAGAGAUUCUCAGUCGCUGGACGGCUGCAUCAAGAACAUCUUCUCCAUGCUUUAUUCUCCCUUUGAAAUCACACCAGCCACAGUCCUCUGCCAGGUCUUUGAUGUGGUGGAAAAGCUGUACAGCGGGGAUGGCCUGUGCUACCUCAUCGACUUCCUGAUUCCUGUCAAGUGCAUCUUGCAGUGGGUCCGGCAAGAAGCCUGUUCAGUAUUAUGGUUAACUCGACCAGCAUGCAGGCCGGCCCCUUUGCAGUCAUGAGAAGAUGGUCAUCCAGCUGGCUUCUCUUGACUGAUGGACCUCAAGACUGGAGGACUUUUACCUGCAAAUGGUUCCGUACUUGAGAAGGUCUCCACGGAUUAUAGUGAAAUGCUUGGCCAAGGACAAACGUAACGUGGAGGAGUUUGGGGUACCUCCUGCCUUGUGUGCCUCUCUCUUUGCUGUGGAAUGGCUGAGGUCCAUCAGCAGAAAUGGUUGGGAGCCACACUGGAAACUGCUUGUUAGCCCCAGAUGGUGAGAUAUUCUGAGUGCCUUGGGAUAAAAUAGUCAAUCCAGAAUUUAUCAGUAAGUCCCAAACUAUUUGAAAAAAUAAAAAGAAUGUGCAUUUUGCCCCAAUGACUGAGAAGUCUCCUGCUCUGGGCUUCCCUGUGGAGGUGUCGCCCAGGAACCGUCUUUCAGGGGGACCCCACGUCUUCCACGAGGCCAACUCAUUUGCCAUCACCCCAGUGGGGGAGCCUGCUGGUCAGGCAUGUAGGGACCUAGCGGCCGGGAAGGCCUGUGACAGUGAUGGGGAGGGAGAAGAGAGGGACUUGGCAGAUGCCUCCAUGCCCACCUCUGGCUGCCCCAAAGGAUCUUCAGCUCAGUCCAGCACUUGGCAUUGGCUGGAAGUCAAGGACAGCCAGCAGCUUAGUCAGAACAAUAGCCUUGGCUGGGGAAAUUGCGCUGGUUCAGCUCUUGCAUCGGUGCCAUCUGGGCAGCUGAGGACUCCUGACAUGCCAACUAUUAAUGUUGCAUGUUCUGUGAAUAAUGAAACAGACAGUGGUAAAUUGUUCCUGAAACAUCCUGGCGUUCCAGAGAAUUGUCCAGCUCCUUUGAUUCCCACUGCUACCUCUAUUAUUAAGGAGCCACAUUUUGCCGAGACAUUAUCAACACAUCCAGAACAGGAGCUUGAUUGGCGGUAUGCCACGUGUAGUUACAAGGAUGGAGAGGAGGCUGAAGCUCAGGCUCUGGGGAGAGGCCCGUCUGCCAGAGCGGGAGGCAGCUUGGGGUUCCCCAAGCCUUCUGCAUCCUGUCCUGAUGUUUUGGGUGUAGACAGAAUAGGUGGCCGUCUCCCGACCGAGGGGGAGAUCAGGAGCUGCCAUUCUGACAGCUCCAAAGUAAGGCUGGAGGGAAAGGCACGUUCUCCAGCCACAGUCGAAUCAUCACAGGUGGGAGUCUUUUCGAGGAGGAACGUGGCUGAUCACCAGUCCUCCCAGACACAGUUGGUGGAAGUUAAAGGUUCGUCUUCUGAAUGGUUGGAACAACGGUAUCUUCUAGAGCACGUGGAAGGGACACUAGAGGAAUCAUUAAUGGAGUUGACCAAUAGAAUAAGCAUGGAAGGAAAUCACCAAUGGCAGACUACACAAAGCCCCCUUAAGAAUGAGUGGCAGCUUAAUUCUGGAGACCCUUUAAUCCCGAAAAGAUCCCUUUCCCAGAAGGCAGGGCAAGAAAAUGCGGACGGUUGUCAAGAGCGAGCGGAAGGCAGUCUUCUGUUUCCCGGUUCUGAGGCUGAGCCGAAGAGCGCAAGAACAGAGCUGAAGGAAAAGGGCCCCGGGCCUCCAGCAGAAGUCCCUGGACAGACAGGCCCCCCCCGCAGCCACCUUCACCCAGAUGUUGUUGCAGCAUGUUCUGUGGAUCAGCCCGGUCUCUCAAGCACACCGCACGCCCCUUCCCCAGACAAGGAGUCGGGCGUGGGGGCCUUCCUGGAAAAUGGGCACAACUCAAUCCAUGAAGCUCCCUGCCAGUUUCAGCCUAGCGACCCGGAGAUGAACUCCUUGGUAUCCUCUCUCCCAGCGCUGUUCCCAGCUGUGACAUUGCCUGAGCGCACCAGGCCCAUCCCAGAGGGGGAUCAGGCCACAGAAACAUCAUCGAGUGGGACAGAAAAGGCCCACAGUGAAGAAGCGGAUAACAGCAGCCUGCCAAUGAAGAGUGUGAAUUGGGAGAUGCUUCGGAGUGGGGCUGCGUGCCUGCCAGGUACCAGAGACAGAUGUGGGCGCGCUGUGGUCAUCAUUACAAUGAGGAAUACAAUUUGGUUGUGCCCGAACUGCAAUGCCAGUGAAAUAACCCGCCUUCUCCUGUAUUUACGCAGCAUUCUCAGGCCGGAGCGCAAAGCCUUGGGCUUAACCAUCCUGGUAGAUGCCCGGCGAUCUUCUCCAGUCCCAGCUGUCUUUACAGCCUUAGGCACUUUGCAGGAGACCAUCCCCCACUGCAUCCAUAGAGCCCUGCUCCUUGUGGAGGGAGGCCGCACCAUCCAGGUAGACGAACCGGCUGCUGUGCAGUGUGAACUUCUCAGUUCCUUGAAGUCCCUCCACAAACAUGUUGAGAGCCAGCAGCUACCCCAAGAAUUCGGUGGGUCGCUUCCCUAUUGCCAUCAGGAUUGGCUGCACUUCCAAAUGCGUCUGGAGCGCUUGCUUUCUGGAUGCCAAGAGGCUCGCCUGUUCCUCAAAGAGGCUGUAGAAACGGUGGAGUCCAGCAGAUGGCCGGAGAAACCCCAGGAUGCCGCUGCCCUGUUGAAGAGCUGCAGGCAAAUGAUGAGGAUGGUUCUGGAUGACCCAAGGCUGGCCAGGUGGCAGCUGGAGGGGGGUGCCCUCCUGGCCAGCCUCAGGAAGGAGGAAUCCUGCGGGAUGCUGUCUGAGGACUGCAGAGAUGCUGUGAAAGUGGCUGGUGCUCUUUAUGCAGAAGUGGAUGAAGGAACCCACCAGCUGGUGCUGGUCUCUAACAGGCGCAUCCGAGUCCUGGAACUGCUAAUGGGAUUGGAAGCUGUGGAGCAGUGCUUCCAAGAAAUCUGCAGCUGGAUCAAGAAUGUUGGUGAAAAGCGCCUCCUGGAGCUGAACACCCUGGACAAUUCUCUGGAUGGGCUGCUUCAAGCCAAAAGGCAGUGCCAGGAUUUGGCACUUACGGCAGAUGAAUAUUGCCAGAGGGGAUGGGAAGCGCUGAGGAGGUGGGAUGGGGAGGAAGAUCCACUGGCCACGGGACACCAGUCAGGCUGCGGAGUCCAGCUGCAGGAGUACAAGACCCAGCUGCAGGGAUUCUGCAGAGAUCUGGAGGGCACCAGGAGUCGGAUAGAGCAGGCGGUUGAACUCUACAGAUACUUGGAACAGGCGCACAAGUGGGCAGAGGAGGGGAUGCGGUUCCUCGCCAGCCUCAGUGGGGACAACGGUUCUGCUGCUGUUGGGUCUGGUCUGCAGAACUACUGGGAGCAGCACCCAGGCAUGAGUGACACCCAGUUCCAAAAUAUGAAGAAGCUGGCCUGUCUGCUGCCAAGCAGUGAGCCUCUUAAGAAGUGGCAGCUUGUCUGGUCCCAGUGUCAGAGGACCAAGCGUGCCUUGGAGGUGAGGCUAGAAGCUGCGCUGAGGGUCCAGCAACCACCAGGUCCUCCCAACCUGAGGCCCUCGGAAGAGGGAGAGUCCUGCUUGGCCAGUCCAGACAAGAGGAGUCCUCUGGCCAAAACUCCCAGCAUGGCGCCUCUACCUGAAAAGCCAGCUCAGCUUCCCACAAUAGACACUUGCAAUGGAGCUGGAGGGGGUCUGCGCCAGACUGCUUGCAGCCACUCUUGUCAGCUUGCUGUUGACCCUCCUAAGCCAUCGUGCCAUCUCUGCGACGGGGGAGACCCUCUGGAAGCCCCAGAGGAAGCCCCUUCCUCUGAACAGCUCUUCUCCAGAAGGAGACUGAGGGAGGCCCGGAGCAUUGACCUCCCCAGCUCAGAGGAACCUUGGACUUGGGCUGACCCGAGCCAUUGUGGCAGCACCGGAGUCUGGAUUAAAGGCUUAGAAGUCAGCAGCCCGGAGUCAGUGGGCGGGCCCUGGGAAAGCCAGCAGCCCCUCGGCUCAGCUGCCUCACCAGCCUUCCAUCCACAAGAGGACCAGAGGCAGAGGGGCCUUGUGCCAGAGACGAGGAGCUGGAGCAGCAAACCGCAGCAUAUUAUGGAGGAGAUGGUGAGGACAGAGCAGGAGUACGUGCGAUCUUUGCGCUACAUCCUUGACCACUAUUUUCCUGAAAUGGAGCGGGUGGACCUGCCUCAAGACCUGAGGGGAAAGCGAAGUGUCAUUUUUGGGAAUUUGGAGAAGAUGUACAACUUCCACAGCCAGUAUUUCCUGAGAGAAUUGGAGCACUGUUGCAGCCAUCCUCUGCGAGUCAGCCAUUGCUUCCUGAGACAUAAAGACCACUUUGGGAUGUAUGCCUUGUAUAGUAAGAACAAGCCCAAGUCUGACUCCUUGCUGGCCAGUCACGGGAAUGCUUUCUUCCGGUUCAAGCAGAUGCAACUGGGAGAUAAGAUGAACCUGGCCUCCUACCUCCUGAAGCCCAUCCAGCGCAUGAGCAAGUACGCACUGCUCCUCAAGGAUCUCAUCAAGAAGUCUGGGGAGGCCCAAGAGCAGGAGCUGGCGUACCUGCGAGCAGCGGAGAAGAUGGUGCGCUUCCAGCUGCGGCACGGAAAUGACCUCCUGGCCAUGGAUGCCAUCCGUGACUGUGACGUGAACCUCAAGGAGCAGGGACAGCUGAUGCGCCAGGACGAGUUUAGCAUUUCUCUGGGCCGAAGGAAAUGCAAGCGCCACAUCUUCCUCUUCGAAGAUCUGAUCCUCUUCAGCAAGCCUAAGCGAGUUGAGGGCGCCCUGGAUGUCUACGUCUACAAGCGUUCCUUUAAGAUGGCAGAAAUCGGCCUAACAGAGAACUCCGGGGAGAGCGGCCUGUGCUUUGAGAUCUGGUUUAGAAGGUGGAAAUCCAGGGACACCUACAUCCUGCAAGCCAGCAGCCCAGAGGCCAAGCAGGCCUGGACAAGCGACAUCACCAGGAUCCUCUGGGAACAAGCUGCCCGCAACAAAGAAAUCCGCACGCAGGAGAUGCUGUCCAUGGGGAUUGGGAACAAGCCUUUCUUGGACAUCAAGCCCAGUGAGGCUGCCAUCCAGGACCGAGCCAUCAAUUAUAUUAUGAAAGGCAGAGGCGCCAGGACUCGGGCUUCCAUCGCUGUGUCUCUCUUUGACCACGCCAACCCUUUCAAGAGCUCUCCGGCCACUCUGUCUGCUGGCAGCCCAUCCUCCUGCUCUGGGAUUGGGCCUCUCAACCUUCACAUGUACCCGGAACAGGCCUUGCUGCCUACGGUGCUGCCCACCAACCUUCCGUUAAGGGCUGGGGUCUGCCCUGAGGAAGAUGAGAUGGAGAACGAGACGAGCAGUCAGCCCUCUAUGACCACCGAGGGCUCUGAGUCCUCCCAGGGCCUGCCUGGAAGUGGCUCCAGCAGUUCUGACAGCUGCCUUCACAACUUGUGUGAGGACUGGAGAUCCCCGCUCCCAACAGCAGCAGACUUCUUAACCUCCUCAGAUAUGGAGAAAGGCUGUUUCCCCAAGAACCAGUAUAUUUCAGCGGUUUGAACGCAGCCAGGAAAGAAGGAACCUGAUUGCUGGGCAGACCCUUGGAUGCAGAUGCUACGAUGACCCCUUGUCCUCCUCCCAAGCUCUGCGGGAGGGAAGUGGGUCCUGUCCGCCUCUUCUGGUAGUCUGACAGCUGGUACAGGGGAGCAGCAGUGGCUGAGAAGGGGGGGGGGUUUGGUGAGUGUCGGUGGUGGCUAGAACUGGGCCCAAAGGCUGACGGGAGGGCGGGAGAAGGUCCAAGCUCUCGCUGGCUGGCUUGCUUUCCCCACCUGACGGGUUUAGUUUCACACAGAAUUUUUAGUAAUUGUAAACAUGCAGAAGCAAACAUUUCUGUGUGAACCUUAAACCUUGUUAAUCUAGCUUUCUUUCUUGCCUGGUGCUUACUAAUGAUUUCAGAAGCAAGUUGCAAAAAAAGCCAAGUUCCAGGUCACCCCACUUGCCUUCCUGUGAGGUAAAAAAGCAGUUUGCCUUGUUCUGCUUGGCAGGACAAAGUCUACAUCCUUCACCCGAAGAAGGAUUCAUUUGUUGCCUCCAUUUCUCUGAAUCUGGAGCUUCCCCUUUAGGAGUUUUCUGUGAUCCUCUAGUUCAAAAAAGGCACCUCUGACUCGGACCUUUCAGCCCGUUGAGCUGGUGUUUUGAGAGUUCAGUUGAUGCCCCCCUCUCUAGACAGCGUUAGGAAGUUUGUUGAGUAUGUCCAGGAGACAACUAGAGGAGGCUGCUGUAGCUCUUUCUUUUUGUGAAUCACAUGUUUUUGCCAUUCACAUGCUGCUCCUCGUUGUUAAUGCUCUCGGGCAUGUAUUUUAUAUAUGCGUGCAUUUUAUUUUUAUCAGGUUAAUUUCAAAUGAAAAAGAAACUUCUAACAAACUGCAA
Crotalus tigris (Tiger rattlesnake) is the source of this 7600-nucleotide messenger RNA. It is a transcript of the gene PLEKHG4, whose product is annotated as pleckstrin homology and RhoGEF domain containing G4. Gene Ontology annotation, molecular function: guanyl-nucleotide exchange factor activity. Gene Ontology annotation, biological process: intracellular signal transduction. The transcript is spliced from 23 exons. The record is from RefSeq and is a predicted model, not a curated record. Lineage: Eukaryota; Metazoa; Chordata; Lepidosauria; Squamata; Viperidae. Bases 1721 to 6730 code for a protein of 1669 amino acids.